CCCCAUGGGCGGAUCAAAACAACCAGCGAGGUGAAGCUUAGCUCGACUGGGAGGCUCUCAUGGAGAUCAACAAGAAAGAGGAUAAAGGAGAAGAUGACACCGCAGGCCCUGAGGGGGAGAUGACAAAGGAGGAUGUUUCAGAGCCUGUGGAAGGCGACACAGUCCUGGGCUGCUGCACUAGACUCGCUAGACUCUCUUCUCAUCAGCGUCCAGUGAUCCACCAGGUGGCCUCUGCACCCAUGCCCAGUGACUGUGAGUUCUCUUUUUUUGACCCCAGUGAGCCGCAAUGCAGGGAGGUUCUUUUGGAUCCCAGCACUACCAUACCGGAGCUGUUUGCUGUCCUCAGGCAGUGGGUGCCCCAGGUUCAGAAGAACAUCGAUCUCAUCGGCAACGAGAUCCUAAAGAGAGGCUGUGGUGUGAACGAUCGAGAUGGUCUGACAGACAUGAGCCUCCUGCACUAUUGCUGCAAGGCCGGAGCCCCAGGCAUCGGUGAUGCAGACACAGCAGCGAGCUUUGCUCGCCAACUCCUCACCCUUGGUGCGGAUCCAAACCUUCGCUCACGUUGGACCAACAUGAGGGCGCUGCACUACGCUGCUUACUUUGAUGUGCCCCAGCUUAUCCGUGUGGUGCUGCAGGCAUCCCAGCCUGGAGAUGUUGAUGCCACCUGCAGUGACUUUGAUUUUGGCACAGCUCUGCACAUCGCUGCAUCCAACCUGUGCACAUCAGCUGUCAAAUGUCUGUUGGAGCUGGGAGCCAAUCCUGCUUUCAGAAAUGAUAAAGGGCAGUGUCCAGCAGACGUGGUGCCUGAUCCCCUCGACAUGCCCUUGGAGAUGGCCGAUGCAGCGGCCUUGGCCAAAGAACUCCGGACUUUGCUGAGACAAGCGUUACCCAGACCCAGCUCUCCUCUGCCCCUCACACUGAAAGCCCAGACCCUCCCUGGUCUCUCUGAGAAGGCCAGGAUACAGCUCGCCUCCAUGGGAAUUCGACUAGGUGACCGUGUGGUUAUAGCUGGACAGAAGGUUGGAACUCUGCGGUUCUGCGGCAGCACCGAGUUUUCUGGAGGCCUGUGGGCCGGAGUGGAACUGGACAAACCGGAGGGGAAGAAUGAUGGCUCUGUAGCAGGGGUUCAGUAUUUCGCCUGUCGAAACAAGCAUGGAAUUUUUGCUCCCCUGUCCAAGAUAAGCAAAUCUUUGGAAAGACAUAAAACCAGCACCACAAAGAUGACUACUCCCAUGCGUCCCCCUCGUCGCAUUGACCUGUCCCGGAUUACUUCUAAGAUUAACACAGGCAUCCUCUCCCGCUCCCUCUCCUCUUCGUCCUCUUCUCUGGACUCUCGACACGGACCGGGUGCCCGACCUCGUCCACUGCCAAGGCAACGCCUUCCUGCCAGGCAGCGACGGGAGCGCGUUUCCCCGAGUCCCAGAACAACACCUUUACCAGCCCUCCGCUCUUCUUCUGGCACCACAGCAGUUAACAGUGCAGGUUUUCGAAGCCGAACCCCCUCAGGUAGUAGCUCCUUGUGUGAUAGCUCCGAGGUGCGCCUGGGGGAGAGGGUGCUGGUGGUUGGUCAGAGAACCGGGGUUGUCCAGUUCUAUGGAAAAACCAGCUUUGCUCCAGGACUCUGGUUGGGCAUCGAGCUGGACAAGCCGAGUGGUAAAAACGACGGGUCAGUGGGAGGAGUGAGGUACUUCAGCUGUCCACCAAAACAUGGCGUCUUUGCUCCUCCGUCUCGUGUUCAGAGGAUCCACGGAUCUGUUGAUUGUCUUUCAGAGCUCACUUCCUCACGCCUCAGUCAUCCUUUAAGUGGGACAAUUCGUCGCAGUUUCAGCACAUCAUCGGCCAUCGCCACUCCGAAGGAGACAAACAAAAGAAGCCCUGUUACCAGGAGUCGUUCCAACCCUCACCGCCGGCGUUGGAGCACCCUCAGUGGGGGCAGUGGAAGUAUUCCUGGAAGCACUGCAGGCUCCAGUCCCUCUCCAGGCUCUGACGGACAGGUCCGCCUCCACAUGGGCAUGCAAGUCCUGCUGAGCAGUGCCAAUGAGAUGGCAGUCAUCCGUUACCUGGGCACAGCAGACUUUGCCCCAGGCCUUUGGCUGGGUCUGGAGCUCCGAAGCCCCAAGGGCAAGAAUGAUGGCUCAGUGGGGGGCCGUCGCUACUUCAGCUGUCGACCCGGCCACGGUGUACUGGUUCGCCCCAGCCGUGUCACUUAUCGUGGCAUCAAUGGUUCACGCUUGGUGAAUGAAACCAGCUGAGGCCUGCAGGACGCUUUCUGUUUAUAAUCCACUCAAAGCAAAAAAUUUUAAGUGUAAACUUCUCCAUCAUUGCAUUGUGCAUUAAUGUUUUCAGUCAUAUACUCUUGUAACAGGACUAAAACCACUUAGUAAGUACUUAUUUUAUGAAAAUGUAAAGGACAUAAAAGCACUUUAUAAAGUUAACUUUAAAUUCUUAAUAGAAUUUGUUUGGCAUGGUGGGUAGGCGGGUGAGGGGGUCUUAAUAAGACAUUAAACGCUGCACUACUUUAAAUCUGAUUGCACUGGCAAACAUGGCUAUGAUAGAUUAGAACAGGAUAAAGUGGAUAGUAUGCAUGUCCACAAGUGAAAACUUUUUCUAUACCCAAAGCUAAUUUUGAUCACAUCAAAUGAGAUUUUUAUCAGAUAAUUUAAGUGGUAACGUAGUCCACUAUCUAACCAAAAGAGUGCAUGCGUUUGUGUGUGUGUGUGUGUGUGUGUGUGUGUGUGUGUGUGUGUGUGUGUAUGUGUAUGUGUGUGCAUGUUAAUUAAGAGCACUUUGAAACAAGAGAGAAUGAUUUUUUUUUUUUUUUUUUUUAAACCACGGUUGCUUUAUGGCUUACAGAUAAUUGACAGAUACUGAAUCCAAACUGAAUACUCACUUUAUGAAUCAAUGAGAAUUAAAAAAGAUUUAAUUAAGCUUAGACCUCCAUCAACCUUCAUUAAAAUACAGCUGCAUCAACAGGAGUUGUUUCCUCCGAUGUGCAACAGCCUCCAUCUCAGACUGUCUAUUAACUGCAGACAAACGAUGGUUAUAUUGUGCUGUGGCAUAGCAAAGAUCUGUACCUAUUUGGCUGUGAUUCCAUUAUGGUUGGCAUCAAACUGAUGACACUUUUACAGCAGCGAUGGUAUUUGGGUCUAAUAUGACAUCAAAGCAGAUAUCGAUUGUUCUCUUUUAAAAGUGCAUUAACUGCAGCUGAAACCUGACUGUUCACCCCAAAAUAAAUUUUAUGUAUGGGCGCUCUGGCCUGUAGUGCUGUUUAGCCCUUUUUGAUGGAUCUUUGAUUUGCAUUGCCCAGUUUUGGAGACAAUGGCUGUAAAAAUGUCUCUUAAAUAGUCUCUUAAAUGCAUGUGUAAGACAUUGUAGUGGUACAUGAAUAGUAAAUAUCAGCCCAACCUUUUUUGUUUAAUGAUGCAGGUUUGUACUGCAAAGUUAUUGAGAUUUGAGAUGGCACACAGCUAAUGAUAUUCAUGAAACUGACCGGGUGUUUGCUCAUAAUUAAUACUGAGAAUUAGUAUUUUCUUCAUUAUUGAUGCAGAAGAAUACUGUCUCAAACGGUCUGCCUUGAGUACAUAAUUAUAAUGUAGUAUGCUUCAUCAUUGACCUGUGCAGUGGAGCAUAUCAGACACUUAGUAAGAUUUAGGCUAAUUUAAAAGUUGACUUGUUUUCUUUUUAAGUGGAUUAUUUUAUUGAAAUAAUCUUUGUAUUGUAACCUCAGAGAGCAAAACAAAAAGUGCUUGUUUUCUGAAUCAGGGCUGCCUGUGCUGGCAAAUAGCCUAAUGUAAAAAAAUCUGCCAUGUCAACAAAUUCAAGGAGUUCAUCAUGAUUCAGCACCAACGUGCGGAGUGUUGGUUGCUGUUUUGUCAGUGUGGCCCUUCAGGGAAAAAAAAUAUUGCCACUUCUUAAGUAGUAGAAAAAAAAAGUCCUUCAUGAAACUGCUCAUAACAAAGUUUGUGAUUUUUUUUUUUUUUUUUUUUUUUUUUUUUUUUUGUUCUAUGGUGUUUAAGAGGAGUUGGACAUCUCUACAGCUGAUGUCUCCAAAACUCCAAAACCGUGCAGAUGGCAAAAAUAGUACCACAGGCCAUCGGAAAAAUCUGCAUUUGAUUCAGUGGUGAAGUUUCUCUUUAAGGCUCAUUCGUCCACAAUGAGUGUUUUUUUUUUCUCUUUCUCUUCAGCAUUGUCUAGAAUAGUUUCAGCUCCACUGUGACAGAUUCAUAUCUUUUUGUCCCUUGGAGUGAGCAUUAAAUCUGUCAGAGCUGUCACAAUGUCACACUUUCAAUUUGCAUUAUAACCUGAAUGUGAAAAAGCUCAUUGUGAUUCUGUACUUUGAGCUGACUCCUGUCAUUUUUGAACUGUGUAAUCUGCUAAUGUCAGGUGUUAAAUGUGUGAGAUUUAAAGGAGUGUUAGCAAGUGAUUUAAAAGCUCUCUUGAAUCUCCCCAGCUUUGGUAUCUAACAGUAAAAUAUGGUAUCAUUGCAUUUGUAGAGGAGUGGGCAUAAUUGUAUUUGAUGCUUAAUUAAAGCAGUAUGGCACAGGAAAUAUGCAAUCAUCCAGAAGCUUCAAGCACAGAGUUUGCUAUCUGAUUAGAGCCGUGUCAGCGGAGAAACAAGCUAUUGCUUGUGCAUGUUGAGAAACAGGCCCAGCAUUCAGUAAAACACUCAUGUACCAUCCAAUUAGGGCGCGUAUGCCACAGCAGCAGCAGCUGCUGAAUCACCUGUGGCCUUCUCUCAUUGAUCUGUCUGGUCAGGGCCCCUUGUGAUUGAAGAGCAGUGGUGGUCAGACACAAGGUUGUCUAAAAUACAUACCACAGUGGAAAAUAUUCCCACUGAAACAUUUUCCACACUUAUAAAAAGCUUCUCAUUUACAUUAAAGCCAUCUUUGUGGUGAUUUCUGCAACAUUUCUAUAAAUAUUCGACUUUUCAGAUUGCAUCUUCAGACUUGCGUUUCUUGUGGGUAUUUUCUUUAAUGCAAUUCCCAAUAUGUAUAUUUGAAGUGUGUGUGAUUGUGUGACAGAGGGAUUUGUUCUGAUGCAUUUACACGUUGUCAGUAAAAAGCAGUAUUUGUAAAAUAAAUGAAAGUUUCCGAUCUGA
Archocentrus centrarchus (flier cichlid) is the source of this 5098-nucleotide messenger RNA. Its product is annotated as CAP-Gly domain-containing linker protein 4. The record is from RefSeq and is a predicted model, not a curated record. Gene Ontology annotation, biological process: cytoplasmic microtubule organization. Lineage: Eukaryota; Metazoa; Chordata; Actinopteri; Cichliformes; Cichlidae. Gene Ontology annotation, molecular function: microtubule plus-end binding. Gene Ontology annotation, cellular component: cell cortex; microtubule plus-end; nucleus. The transcript has 16 exons. The coding region runs from base 60 to 2252 and encodes 730 amino acids.